This is a messenger RNA of Aspergillus homomorphus CBS 101889, 2143 nucleotides long. RefSeq lists its product as uncharacterized. The record is from RefSeq and is a predicted model, not a curated record. The coding region runs from base 41 to 2143 and encodes 700 amino acids. Lineage: Eukaryota; Fungi; Ascomycota; Eurotiomycetes; Eurotiales; Aspergillaceae. Gene Ontology annotation, molecular function: protein binding. The transcript has 3 exons.
CUUCUCUUCAAAACCCAUUGCGAGGUAUGCUGUGUUCAUCAUGGCAUCUGUAGCGUUUUCGGGGCCCAAUCAGGCAUUCAACGUCGGAGACAAUUCCGGCAAAACCUCCGCGGAGUUUAAUCCUCCUCCAGAGCAAUCGGGAACUCCCAUGGAGCCUAUCUUUACCGUGCCAUUGGCACGCAACAAUGACUAUGUCCCCUGUGGCUCAUUGCUUGAUGACCUCGAAGAGAAGAGUGCGAGGCCUGCCUCCAAAACAGCGCUUGUGGGCCCGGGCGGUGUCGGCAAAUCCCAGUUAGCGAUCGAAUUCGCUCAUCGUCUGCGGGAAAGGUCACCGCAGACGUGGAUUUUCUGGAUCCAUGCGAACAACGCAACGCGUCUUGAAUCGAGCUACCAAGAAAUUGUCGACCGGCUAGGGCUCUCUGGGCCAUUGAAGCUUACGGACAAUGUUUUUCAGCUCGUAAACAGUUGGCUCCAUGAUGCAGAGCACGGACGCUGGGUGUUGAUAUUUGAUGGCCUAGACAAUGAGGAGCUGCUUCACGAGUCAUUUUUCUAUGGUCAGUCGAAUGAUGUAGGCAGUCAAACAAGCACGACGCAGAAGCCGCCCCCGGGAUUGUUCCCUCAAUGCCCUCACGGAGCAAUUGUUCUGACCACGCGAGACGAGGACGUAGCUCUCGAAGCUAUGGGCGAGCGUGACAUCAUUCCUGUCAACCCCAUGGAUGAAUCAUCCGGGCUGGCCCUUCUCCGCAAAAAGCUUACCGUCGACACCGCAGAAGAGCAAGACGCCAGGGAGCUUCUCGGAGCACUCGACUUUAUGCCACUGGCAAUCAUUCAAGCGACUGCUUUCAUGCAGCAGCAAGCUCCGCGGUACUCCCUAAGCCAAUACCUUAAAAAGUUCCAAGAGAGCAGUUAUCUUCACGGCCAUGAGGCUGGACAUCCUCUGCGCGAUCACGAAGCCAACAAUUCUACCUUGACUACGUGGCAAAUCUCCUUCGACUAUAUCCGUCAGGCUCGACCGUCUGCGGCAGAUCUUCUUUCGCUAAUGAGCUUCUUCGAUCGGCAAGGUAUACCGGAUAUCCUACUCCGAAAGCCAGCACCAGGGGAGAAGAGCCAUGCCGGGAUCGGUCAGGUAUUUCCAGCAAGCAAGCCAACAGAAAUCGAAUCGCACGGCAGUACGCUGCUUGAGACAUCCAACAGCGACAUUGAAGAGGACAUCCGAACGCUCAACAGAUUCUCAUUCAUAUCCACCACCCGCGACCCCAAGGUCUUUGAAUUGCAUAGUCUAGUGCAGCUUGCUAUAAAUGGCUGGCUCGGUAAAGAGAAACGGAGGUCGCAUUUUCAUGCAGCGGCCAUGGGCCAUCUUGACCGCGUAUUUCCUUCAACAUAUGAAGACCAGGAGAGAUGCCAGUCCCUGUUCCCUCACCUCAAAUUGGUGACGAGCAAGAAACCCAAAUUGGGAAAAUCCACGCUGACAUGGAUGUCACUGAUUUACAAAGGAGCAAUUUUUGCCGGUCUCUAUGCGGACUUUGCAGACCUAGUGCAGAUGGGAUCUACGCUGGGAGCAGCCACACAGGGGAUACUCGAGCCGGACCAUCCGGUGGUAUUUUGGGCGACCGAGAUGGCAACAUUUGGCCUCAAGUGCAUCAGCAGGAUGCAGCAGAUUGAAAUGCAAAAACUGAAACUAGUCGAAGAAAGUCAACGGGAAUGGGGAGAGGACGAUUCUUUGACGGUAACCGCGAUGAUCAGCCUUGUGGAGACAUACAUCAUCCAAGGCCAGAAGCGGAAGGCCUACGAGCUAGCUUCGCGUGUAUACCGGGCGGCCCAAGAGAUAGCGGACGAGCCAUUAUGUUGCGACGACUAUUUCCGGACGCUGGCCCGCAUCGAGAAGCUGGGGCGAAUAUACAUGAAUCAAGGUCGGUGGCAUGAUGCCGAACGGUUAUUGACGAGCAUCGUUCAGACCCGAGAGCAGCUGUGUGGGAGGCUGGAUCCCGCCACAUGGAAAGCGAUGAUCCAACUCGCAGAAGUGUAUCAAGCACAAGGCCGAUGGGCAAACGCGAGCGAGCUCCGCAAACGAGUGCUUGAUUUGCAGGAGCAGGAGCAGGAGCAAGAGCUUGGAGAAGACGAUCCUGAGAGCAUCAAGAUCUAG